Molecule: messenger RNA, 2207 nt
Organism: Rhododendron vialii
Lineage: Eukaryota; Viridiplantae; Streptophyta; Magnoliopsida; Ericales; Ericaceae
Product: protein kinase PINOID
Exons: 2
Coding region: 555-1874 (439 amino acids)
Biological process (GO): protein phosphorylation
Cellular component (GO): nucleus; cytoplasm; plasma membrane
Molecular function (GO): ATP binding; protein serine/threonine kinase activity
Source: RefSeq, a predicted model, not a curated record
CAUUCCUGCUUCCCUCUCUCUCUCUCUCUCUCCCCCUCUCUCUCUGCGGCCAUAAUCACUGGAGCCACCAAGACCCAGAAAACGACGACAGCUCUCUCUCUCAACAAAUCUAUACGGAAACCCUAAUUUUUCUGUUUGGCGUGCCUCAGCUAAGCUUUUUUCAUCUUCAUUAAUGGCGGUCCAACUGCUGCUCUCUUCCCCCCUUCUCUCUCUCUCUCUGAAUCUUUGACUUUGGAUUGUUGAUUCUUCUAGAUUUCUCUCUCUCCGGUUGCUAUUGUUUCAUUCUCUAUUGUCGCCAUCGCUACCAUUUUCUUGGCAUCAGAUUCGAAGUUUGAAAACAUCUCCAAAAAGUGCUAAUUCUUUUGUCUCUGAACCAUUAUUAUCGAAAUCAAUAUUCGUGUUCCUCGCGCUUUUUGACCAGCAGUUUGGCAACCGAACAGUUACUUUCAUCAAGGUCGGCCGAAAAGGGAAAAAAAGAGUUGAAAAACACAGCAAGUGAUUUUUAUAUACUAUAAUAUAGAGAUAGAGAGUUUGGGGAUUGUUGUGGUAGUACAAUGUUACAGUUCCAACAACGGGACAGCUACGAGACCCCUUGUUGUUAUUAUUCAAGCGAGACCUCAUCGAUGAGUAGUAGCGUCGACAGUUGCGUGAGUUUCAGCAGAUUGUCCUUCGAAAACCUCAGCUUGAUCAGAUCGGAGUCCUCCCCGGAGAACAAUCCGUCUCUGAAGCCCCACCGGUCGUCGGACUCCUCAUGGCGGGCGAUCCAGACGGCGACGUUCAAGCGGAAGGCCGCGCUGGGACUGAGGGACUUCAGGCUGGUGCGGCGGAUCGGGAGCGGCGACAUCGGGAGGGUGUACUUGUGCCGGCUGGCGAGCGGCGACGGCGGCGGGGUAUAUGCGAUGAAGGUGGUGGAUAAGGAGGUGUUGGCUGCGAAGAAGAAGAGUGAGAGGGCGGAAACUGAGAGGAAGAUUCUGAAGAUGCUGGACCAUCCGUUCUUGCCUACGCUUUACGCCGAGUUUGAAGCCUCGCAUUUCUCUUGUGUGGUCAUGGAGUACUGUCCCGGUGGGGACUUGCAUUCUCUCAGGCACAAACAGCCGUACAAACGAUUCUCUCUCAGUUCUGCAAGGUUCUACGCAGCUGAGGUUCUCGUCGCUCUAGAGUACCUCCACAUGUUGGGAAUCAUCUACAGAGACCUCAAGCCCGAAAACGUCCUAGUCAGAUCCGACGGCCACAUCAUGCUCUCCGACUUCGACCUCUCCCUCUGCUCCGACGCAAUCCCAGCCGUCGAAUCCCCCCACUCUUCCCCCGACCCCCUGAAUUCCCCCACACGCCGUAAUACAAAACUAUACCCCUUCUCCUGCCUCUUCCGCUCCAAGAAGAUCCAGACCUUGACUGCGAACAGGCUGUUCGUCGCCGAACCGGUCGCGGCCCGGUCGUGCUCGUUCGUUGGGACCCACGAGUACGUGGCCCCGGAGGUCGCGUCGGGAAGAUCCCACGGGAACGCGGUCGACUGGUGGGCCCUGGGGAUCUUCCUCUACGAGAUGGUCUACGGCCGGACGCCGUUCGCGGGCGAGACCAACGAGGCCACGCUGCAGAGCAUCGUGAAGAGGCCCCUCGCGUUCCCGACCCGGUCGCCGUCGACGGCGGGUGAGGCGCACGCGCGGGACCUGAUAUCCGGGUUGCUGUUGAAGGAUCCGGCGAGUCGGAUCGGGGCGAGGCGCGGGGCGGCAGAGGUUAAGACCCACCCGUUCUUCAAGGGCUUGAACUUGGCGCUGGUGCGGUCGCUGACGCCGCCGGUGGUUCCGGAUGCAGAGAGGCAGAAAAAGACGACGUCAGGCAGUGGGAAGAAAUCAACGGCGUUUGAUUACUUCUGACAGUGACAGGUGUUAAAUGGCGUUCCCGCCAAUUUUGGCGAUAGGCAAUAUAUAGUGUGUAUGUAUAUUCGUAGGGCAGGGCAGAGCUGUCAUUUUAAAAACGGAGUAUUUAUAAUUGCAGAUUACUAGUAGUAAUACUACUACUACUACUACUAUAGUACUUUAGUUAGAAAUCAAAAGGUGUUAGCAAAGUAGGAGUAAUAAAGAGUAGUUCGUUGUAGUAUUUUAAUGAAGAGAAUGAGACAAUUAAAGAUAAUGUUAGUAGUAGGAGUACUACACAGAAGUUGACGUGUUAAUGAAGAAGAGAUUAGAUAAGAAUUAUUGACUGACUAA